ACAAUUUGAAGAUGAAUCAAUUUGAAGCUGAGACCGGAAACGGAUGAUUCAAACAAGUCGACAAUGGCGAAGGAAGGAUGAGAUGGGAUGGGAAGGAACUGUAAUUACGAAAGCAACUCCAGGGCCUUCACCAUUUUCAAAUGAAUUUUUUUUUUUAAGAAUAUCCUGUGACUUAAGCCUUUGAGCCUUACCAUGGUAGAGAAGGGAGCAGUAUGGGCAAUAUUUCUUCAGUGAAGUCCAAAUCUGAACCCAAACAAUUCAAUGAUUUCCUGCACCAUCUUGUCAAAUUCUGCCAAGAGAAAGACCUCAAAAGCUUCGGUGAAUAUGCAUCACUAGAAAUUACACUGGUAAGCAAGCAAGAAGCACCCGACAGUGAAGUCUACCAGGAUGAUGCCAGAAGCUUUAUAAAGGGAGCCAGAAGCCGAGCAAGGAUUGUGAGAAUUGGCCUGGUGGCCUCUAGUUUGAAGUGGGCACGAGAAAUUCACUCAGAUAUUUUGAUGAUAUAUUCUCUGCUCCUGUCUUUGAUAUGUAUAGAUUUCAACAGGAAUCACGCCAAACAAUGGAUUUAAAACUUGUCCAUUCUGAAAAGUUGAAUAGAUUUUUCAAGCUUAAUCUUUCAAGUGGCAUUGAAAGAAAAGUUGAUGUUAAUGUAAAAUGAUGUUUCAAUGAAUUAUUAGUCGGUAAGUUGUUCAACCAAUUUCGGACGUUGGAUCUCAACUUCUUUCAAAGAGUCUCUGUUUUAAUUCUUGGAGGGUGUAGACUUGCAGUACUACGUAAAUUGUGUGAUGCAGUAUGGAAGAAAUGCUUCAUUUUUUACUACUCA
Olea europaea var. sylvestris is the source of this 823-nucleotide messenger RNA. RefSeq lists its product as uncharacterized. NCBI's taxonomy places the organism in Eukaryota, Viridiplantae, Streptophyta, Magnoliopsida, Lamiales, Oleaceae. The record is from RefSeq and is a predicted model, not a curated record. The transcript is spliced from 4 exons. Bases 213 to 569 code for a protein of 118 amino acids.